Rattus rattus (black rat) is the source of this 801-nucleotide messenger RNA. RefSeq names its product leukocyte cell derived chemotaxin 2 (gene Lect2). The record is from RefSeq and is a predicted model, not a curated record. The transcript has 4 exons. The coding region runs from base 150 to 605 and encodes 151 amino acids. NCBI's taxonomy places the organism in Eukaryota, Metazoa, Chordata, Mammalia, Rodentia, Muridae.
UGACUUGUUUUGUUUUCCGUGUCUCGUACUAAAUCUCGGAGAAACGCGGGAUUCCAAAGCUGAAUUACCAGAGAAGGUGGACUCAGUCGUGGACCGUGUGUGCAUGGGAGCAAUUCUAACCAGAGGAAGAAACGGGAAGCAGAACCCAGAUGUUUCCCACAAGAAUCCUCAUGUCAGCUGCUUUGAUUUCCACUGCCCUGGCAGGACCAUGGGCUAACAUAUGUGCCAGCAGAUCUUCCAAUGAGAUCCGGACAUGUGACAGCUAUGGCUGUGGACAGUACUCUGCUCAAAGAACCCAAAGGCAUCAUCCAGGUGUGGACGUCCUGUGCUCAGAUGGAUCUGUGGUGUAUGCGCCAUUCACGGGGAAGAUAGUGGGCCAGGAGAAACCCUAUAGGAACAAAAACGCCAUCAAUGAUGGCGUCCGACUGUCGGGAAGAGGUUUCUGUGUCAAAAUUUUCUACAUUAAGCCAGUUAAGUAUAAAGGUUCUAUCAGAAAAGGAGAGAAGCUGGGUACCUUGCUGCCCCUGCAGAAAGUUUACCCUGGCAUACAGUCGCAUGUACACAUUGAAAACUGUGACUCCAGUGAUCCCACGGCAUACCUGUAAGCAGAGACAGAGGCCAGAUCUUCUCAAAUUCCUGCUCCUGAAGAAACAUGCAUUCUAACAGACGUGCCAUCAGUGUGGACACAAUUCUGAUUCCGACUCAUCGUCACUCUGAUGGGCGGGCUCUGAUCUGCCUGCCGCCUGGAGGGCCAGGGAGUUUUAUGUUUCCGAUUUUUAAGUUCUGGGGACUGAAAUAAAA